Molecule: messenger RNA, 1007 nt
Organism: Hibiscus syriacus
Lineage: Eukaryota; Viridiplantae; Streptophyta; Magnoliopsida; Malvales; Malvaceae
Product: chloroplastic group IIB intron splicing facilitator CRS2-B, chloroplastic-like
Exons: 9
Coding region: 140-874 (244 amino acids)
Molecular function (GO): peptidyl-tRNA hydrolase activity
Source: RefSeq, a predicted model, not a curated record
AUCCAAACACGUGAAAUAUCCAAAACCACCAAUUCUAACACAGAGCCUCACCUUCGCUCUUCCUUCCAUCCUUCUCUGUACCCUUAUUAUUAUUAAUUAUCUUUUUAUUGGAUUGAAGCGUCCAAAGUGAAACAGGUCAAUGUUGCAUGCAAUCUCUGUUCCGAACACUUGCUUUUGGUAUCCAAGAAGCCGAUGUUUUGGUCAAAGGAAUCGAGGAUCAAGAAGACUUUGUUUGCGAGCUUCUUUGGCAGAUAAUAAUGGUGGAUUUAAAGUGGAGUAUACACCCUGGUUGAUUGUUGGAUUGGGUAACCCUGGAAUUAAGUAUCAUGGAACUCGGCACAAUGUUGGUUUUGAAAUGAUUGAUCAAAUUUCUCGAUCGGAGGGGAUUGUUUUGAAUACUAUACAGUCAAAAGCUCUAAUUGGAAUAGGUGCCAUUGGAGAAGUCCCAAUUUUGUUGGCAAAACCUCAGGCAUACAUGAAUUUCAGUGGGGAAUCAGUUGGGCCUCUUGCUGCCUAUUAUCAAGUUCCCUUGCGGCACAUUUUGUUGGUAUAUGAUGAGAUGAGCUUGCCGAAUGGUGUUUUGAGGCUUCAGCCGAAAGGAGGACAUGGCCAUCAUAACGGAGUGAAGAGUGUGAUGGGCCAUUUGGAUGGCAGUCGUGAGUUUCCUCGGUUAUGCAUAGGCAUUGGAAAUCCACCUGGUGCUAUGGACAUGAAAGCUUAUCUUCUACAGAAGUUCAGUCCUGUGGAGCGAAAUCAGAUCGAUGAGGCGCUGGAUCAAGGAGUUGAGGCAUUGAGGACACUGGUGCUGGGUGGGUUCAGCCAAAAGAUCACAAGAUUCAAUUUAGGGCAGAAGUACAAGCAUCACAAAGUUUGACAAUAUCCAUAUCAACCAUUUCAUCAUACUACAUUACAUGUAUGUUACCAAGCCACGGGUGACAUGGUUAGUAUGUAUAAACAUUUUUAAGCAUCUGUUCAUUUUCUUCUCCAGGCAACUCUUCUGAAUCUGU